UGCAGGCUUAUACCUGCUGUAUACGCAUGAUUACACCCAUCCAUAGUCCACUCCGACAAACAUGUCGGCUGUGAAGACGAGUCUUCUCGUCUGGAUUACAGUUUGGUGUCUUGUGAGCUGCGUUUACGGUCGACACGAACCACAUUCGGGAUUCAGAUUAUCUGGUGAAUGUGACUCGGUAACCUACGAGCUAUGCCAAGAAGUGCUGUCCAACGGCACGGAUAUGUGGGGCAUGCUGGAUAACUUCAGUAAUGACACGACUGAUGGGAACCAGACCUUUGAAGACAUGAUGGGAGUAAUAGAAAGCGGUUGCCAUGACAACGUGUCCCUCAUCAUUUGUGCCGCCUGCCUGGACCGCCCGCCCUGCCAGAGCCUCUGUGAUGACGUCAUGGCCCAGUGUGACGACAUCCUAGAGAUAUUUAACAUCACCAGAGAGUGCGAUACUCUACCUGAUGAGUUCGAAUUCAUCGGCGGCUGCAUCUCACGUGGAGUGUGUCCAGAAGGAGAGGUAGAGUGCUGGAGCCCUUUGUGGAACGGGACGGAGGUGCAGUGUGUGAACGCCAGCCUAGCAUGUGAUGGAGACUGGGACUGUCCUUUCGGUGAAGACGAGGAUCAUUGUGAUGGUCGGUGUACCGCCUGGCAGUUCCAGUGUGACCUGGACUUUCGGGGCAUGAUGAACAGUGCCGGAUCCGGAAACAGUUCGACCCCGGAGUGCGUUGACCCCUGGCAAGUCUGUGACGGUUUCCACGACUGUUCCUCGGGAGAGGACGAGAUGGAUUGUGGUGAACGCUGUUCCCCCGGAGAGAUAGAAUGUUGGAGCCCCGGCGGAAACGUGUCCUGUCUGUUCAACGAGUUCGUCUGUGACGGCAUCAAGGAUUGCUUCAUGGGGGAGGACGAAGCUAACUGUACAAACGGAAACUGCACUGAAGGAGAGAUCGAAUGUUGGAGCUGGGACGGAAACUCGACCUGCGUGAACGCCAGUCAGGCAUGUGACGGCAACUGGGACUGUCCCUUCGGCGAAGACGAAGAUUUUUGCGGCACCCAGGUUUCUCCUACCGUUGAAAUGGAAACAGCCACAUAUACUUCGGCUGUCUCUCCGGAACGAUCGUCUGUCACUCCGGAACAAACGUCCUCUACUCCUGAGCAAACGUCGUCUUCUUCAGAGCAAACGUCUGCCACCCCGGAACAAUCAUCUGCUACUCCGGAGCAAUCAUCCACUACUCCGUACCAAACGUCUGCUACCCCGGAACAAUCAUAUGCUACUCCGGAGCAAUUAUCUACUACUCCGUACCAAACGACUGCUACUCCGGAGGAAACGACGGGUACUCCCGGACCUUCGGGACAACCACCUGGUGGUCCAAAACCUUCGGGACAACCCCCUGUUAGUCCAAGACCUUCGGGACGCCCGCCGUUAGGAAAUCGCUGCGGUCCGGGUGAGCUGCCCUGUCGAACCGUGGGGAUGAACGUGACAUGUGUUAACGCUAGUCUGGCAUGUGACGGGUUUUGGGACUGUCCUCUUGGAGACGAUGAAAAACGAUGUGGAAGACGCUGUGGCCCAGGUGAGAUCGCCUGCCGGGAUUGGUCGUGGAAUUUGACCUGUGUCAACGCCAGUCUCGCUUGUGACGGGAACUGGGACUGCCCUUUUAGAGAAGAUGAAGAAGGGUGUGGAGAUCGCUGUACCCUGGAUGAGAUCGCAUGCUGGGAUUGGUCGGGAAAUAUGACCUGUGUCAACAACAGUCUCGCUUGCGACGGGAAUUGGGACUGUCCUUUUGGAGAGGAUGAAGAACGAUGCGGAGAUCGCUGUAGCCCUGGUGAUAUCGCAUGCCGGGAUUGGUUUGGAAAUGUGACAUGUAUCAGCAACAGUCUUGCUUGUGACGGAAAUUGGGACUGUUCUUUCGGUGAAGACGAGAUGAACUGUCACGGUGGCAAUGCAGGUUGUGAAGAUUGGGAGUUUCGUUGUGGCCGAAAUGUUCCGUCAAUGAUGAGAAACCGCAGUAGGAGUGACAUGAGAAACAUCUCUGAAAGUGUGUGCGUGCACAGCAUGUACGUCUGCGACGGACAUUGGGAUUGUCCUAUGGGGGACGACGAAGCGCGUUGCGGUUGCGAGGUAUGGGAGUUCAGAUGUGGAAGAAACAUGUCUUCUUCCAUGAGAAACCAGACUGGUGGUGGGAUUAGGAACAGCUCUGCCCCAGUGUGUGUACAGUACAUGCACGUCUGCGAUGGGCACAGGGACUGCCCUAUGGGAGAGGACGAGGAAUAUUGUGGUCCGCUAUGUGGAGAGUUUGAAGUAAGGUGUCGUGGUCGUGGGAUGAACUCAGCAUGUGUGAACGCUAGUCUGGUCUGUGACGGCAUCAAGGACUGUCCCCUAGGAGACGACGAGGAAUUCUGUGGACGCAGUCGUUGCUUACGAAUGAGGGAAACCGCCAUGAGAAACAUGUCUAUGGGGAUGUUCGGCAUCUUUGUACCUGCGUGUGACGAGUUCGGAGAGUUUGAGUCGACGCAGUGUGACGGCAACACAGGGGAGUGCUGGUGCGUGAACGGGGCCGGUAGGGAGAUACCUGGCACUAGGACCUGGCCCGGGGAGCCACCGCGGAACUGUUCCAUAGGAUGUGAGCCUUUGGAAUAUGGCACCUGCUCUGCCAUGGGUUACCAGACCAGAUUCCCCAACCCCUAUCUUGACUAUGAAAGCCAGGGCGAGGCUUAUGAGGAGUUCCAGAAGUACCUGCAGCUCUCUUCCUGUCACCCAUACCUGACGGACUACCUGUGCGAGUUCUUCUUCCCAAGAUGCACACCUAAAGGAGCAAGACCUAUCUGUCGCUCCUACUGCUAUGAGAUGUCGGAGGCGUGCUGGAACGACGCGGUGGCAGUCGGGAUCCAGUGGGACACACGGGGCUGUGAUAUGCUGGAACUACCCGAGGAAAACUGCAUCAGGUCUCCUUUUGCUAACGUGAAGCAGUGUAACCCAAGGCAGACGACCUGUCAGAGAAACUGGAACGAGACCCACGCGGUGUCGGCCCCGGUGUGCCUGGAGCCCGCCCAGAUGUGUGACGGCAGGCGAGACUGUCCGCUUGGGGAGGACGAGCAGUUUUGCUAUUGUGAACCCCAAGACCUGGAUUCUUCCUUGGCGCGUCCAGAGAACGCAGAGAUUCUCGAGUCGUCCCUGGAGCCUACCUGUGACGGUUGCCAGCCCAUCACCCUGCCCCUGUGCUUGGACAUGCCGUGGAAGGCGACCCGGUUUCCCAACAUGCUGGGCCAUCCGGGUCAGCUGACCAUCCAGGCAGACAGGGAUACCGGGAUGUUGUUGAGCGUGCUAGCCAAUAGUAACUGCCAUGAACACAUCCACUUUGCCGUUUGUGCGGCUGUGACGCCGAAAUGCGAGGCCGAUGGCAGACUGGCUCCGUGUAGGAAGUUCUGCAAAGAGAUUCAGGCUAGUUGCGAGCACAUCCUGACCAGUCUGGACGCUCUUUGGCCGUUCGACUGUGAUGGAAUGCCCCUGCCCGAGGAGGAUGUCCCCUGCAUCACUCCGGAUAAGCUCGUCGAUGUCGACGAGUGUGCAACUGAGCAGUACAUGUGUGACCAAAACGCCCGCUGCAGAAACCUGUUCGGCUCCUACACAUGUGACUGUAAACAUGGUUACCGGAGCACUGCUGUCAACGGGACUGGGUUUCCUGGCGAGUGUGAAGAUAUUGAUGAGUGCAAUGCUACGGAGCCUGCAUGCGGACCCCACACGGAGUGUCAUAACGCCCCUGGAGGCUUCAGAUGCAGGUGUGACAAAGGAUAUGAGAAAAUAAGCGCCACACACUGUACAGAUAUUGAUGAGUGUAGCAGUGGUCUGAGCGGCUGUUCCGACCUCUGCAACAACACAGUCGGCUCCUUCUUCUGUCGGUGUCCGCGCUUCUUUGAGCUGGAUCCGCGUAAUAACAGAACCUGCAAAGCUGCCUUGUCCUGUUCAUCCUCCAACCCCUGUUCACCUAACGACGUGGCGACAUGUGCAGUGACCGAUGACGGGUAUCUGUGCGGCUGUGAAGCAGGCUACAGACUGGCACCUGGAAGCGAGACACUAUGCAUCAAUAUCAAUGAGUGCAGGACAGGUAACAACAACUGCGACCGGCAGCUGGCUAUGUGUAUGGACACGCGGGGCAGUUUUACAUGUUCCUGCAAACCUGGAUACACAGGAGCAGGGACGGUUGGAGAGUGUGAAGAUGUCGACGAGUGUGCCACUGGCGAGUACACGUGUGACGACAACGCUGACUGUGUGAACGAGGUCGGCUCCUACACCUGCCAGUGCCGUACUGGGUACAUGAGUGUCUCACGUAGGGGAACAGGUUUCCCUGGGGAGUGCAAAGAGCAGCGCCUUUUCCCGUACGGUGCCGGCUCGGGGCACCGUCGGCUCGCUGUUCGGGCUGGAAGAGACGCCGUCUCCCCGCUCAUCCCCGUACCGAACGGACUCCCCAUCAGGGGCGGACAACUCGCCAACUCUCUAUACGUUUUAGAAGACGGAGUUAUCGUGGCCACCAGCCUAACCUCCCGCCGUGACGGGGCAGCUAAGAAGAUUUACCGCCACCCGACCACCGCACAGGAAGCGUUUGACGGACCUCUGCUGGCCGUGUUCGCACCGUUCUGGGCAGACAGCAUCACGGGGCAAGGGUACCCUUCUAAGGUUUGGUACUUCCCCUACACCCCUGGCACCCCUAACUAUGACGAGGUUUUCAGCGUGGCGUCAGAAAAUGUACAGAACCAUUUCGGAGUGGAGAACUUCGACCCAACGUUUGUUCUCAUAGUCACCUGGGAAAACAUGGCUAUGGCAGGAGACGUGGCUAGGGAGAAUAUGCAGACAAACACGUUCCAAGCUGCCCUGGUGACCGACAAUGUCCACACGUACCUGGGUACGUACUACGCAGACGGCGGGAUGCGGUGGGACCCUCAGAUCACCCCUAGCAACCUUGUGGGUGGGAAAUGGCCAGCCUUCGUGGGGAUGGUCGUCAAACAUCCGUGGGAAGGGGUGCAGAUUUUAGAGGAAGACAAUUCUAGAAUGAAGACAAGGUUUGCUAACGGCACCAAAGACUGCUCGGGGCCUAACGUGUACUGUAUGGGUGAGAAGACAUCUCCCACAACCAACCGGACAGGCAUCAGUGUGGUGCAGGUGGACGACAACCCGACGGACUGGGUCAACCCCAGACUCUGGUGUGCAGACUGGUACAAGAGAGAGCCGGAGCCGUUCCUCUACUCAAGCCCGCUGUCGUGCCCGCUCACUACUAUUCACGCAGGCCUGGACCUCAGAUGGCGGGAGGUCACAAACUUCGGGGACCCGAGAAGAACCUGCUACGAGCAAAGAGACAACUCUGGAUUCGCUGAUGGUGGGAACAACUUGUGCUGUUAUCGCCGGUCUGGUGCGUUCCUUUGGCAGAACCGGGCCCUGUCCGGAAACUUACACAGAUAUGCACGGGACACGCAGGAAUUCCAGGACCAGGACAUUCUCCCCUGGACCUACUGUUGUCAGGAUACCGGCAGCUCUUACUGCAGUCUGUACUUUGACAAGCGGCCCAUGCAGACCAACGUUGGUUAUGAACCACCACGACAGAGUGCAGGAGCAGGUGAUCCUCACCUCACCACGCUGGACGGCCUGUCUUACUCCUUCAACGGUUUCGGCGAGUACCUCAUGGCCAACACUACCAACAGCGCCCCACGCGGAUUUCUCAUGCAAGGCAGGACUGCAAUGGCGGAUGUGGAAGAGGGGAAAACACCACAGGCUACAGUAUUUAAUGGCAUUGCUGUCCAGCAGGGCAGCGCAAGUGUACAGCUGUACCUGGAUAGCACAGGCUCCAGUCUGGACGUAUAUGUGGAUAGCACACAGGUAGCGCUGUCCGACAUCGCCAGCGGCAGCAGCAGCCAGUUCAGCGAUGGGGAAUUCCAGCUGAUCACAGAUUCCUCCAGCGGUACUGUGACCGGUGUCAAGGUGAUUUUCACAUCCGGGAUAUCCGUGCAGGUGGACGCCGGCCUAAGUAUGCUCACCUACGCAGUCUCCAUGACCCCUGACAUGAAGGGGCACGUGCGGGGCAUGCUGGGUAAUUUCAACGACGACAAGAAUGACGAAUUCUAUUGGCCGAACGGAACUGCGGUUGCCAUUAGCAACGUGACUAAUCCAGCUGAGGCUGAAACAUUUCCAUGGGGACAGGCUUGGGCUUUGCCAAACUACGCUGCUGAUGAACUGAGCGCAGACCCGUCCACGAUCUCGCUCUUCAGUGUUUAUCCCGGCGGCAAAAACGCCGCAACCUACGGCAACCUGACCUUCCAACCGCUGUUCUUUGAUCUGGACACCAUGUUUGCAACAGAGGCGGACAAGUUGAGGGCUAUUGAGGUUUGCGGUAGCGCCACUGCGAAGGAAUGUUUGUUUGACAUCGCGCUGACGGGGAACGAGGCAGUCGGAGCUGCCGCGGCUGCAGCGCUGGAGGCGGUCGCUAGUAGCAACGCUGCUCUGGACAAUACGCCGCCCGUGUUUAACGUGACGUCCGAGGUUCGCGCGACGGUUGGGCAGGAGUUUGGUCUGCAGCUGGAGGCCACUGAUGACGGGACGGUCACCAUCUCACUACAGGACGGGACGCCGGGAAGUAUCAACGCUACAAACUACUACACAUGGACCCCUACUGACACCACCAAUGUCACCCUGGAGUUCCUGGCUACUGAUGAUGCCGGUGCUGCAACCCUCGCGUCUCCUGACGUCACAGUCUGCUCCUGCCAGAACAACGGCACUUGUAACUGGGAAGCGACCCUUGCUGAGCGGAGUAACGGGUUUGCCCUGGCCUCCUGCGACUGUUUGCUGGGGUUCGAGGGGGACGAGUGUGAGACUGACACCGACGGCUGCUCGGUCACUCCCUGCUAUCCUGGCGUGAGCUGCACAGACGCUACGGCCCCCUUAGACGCCGACUCGGCCGGGUAUACGUGCGGAGACUGUCCCACGGGCAUGGUGGGGGACGGUCAGUCUUGUGCAGAUCUGAACGAGUGUCUCCUCCUGCCUAACGAGACCGACGUGCACCAGUGUAAGAACGCUACGUGUAACAACGAGGCUCCCGGCUACAGCUGUGAGUGUCUGGCAGGGUAUACCAUGCUGGUUGACAACAGAACAUGUAUAGAUGUUGAUGAGUGCAGUACAGGUUCACAUGACUGUGCUGCCCAGGCCACCUGCACCAACACCGAGGGUUCCUUCAACUGUACCUGUAACACGGGGUAUACAGGUGAUGGGAACACCUGCACAGCUCCUCGUGCAUUUUGA
Molecule: messenger RNA, 7270 nt
Organism: Branchiostoma floridae (Florida lancelet)
Lineage: Eukaryota; Metazoa; Chordata; Leptocardii; Amphioxiformes; Branchiostomatidae
Exons: 47
Coding region: 62-7270 (2402 amino acids)
Biological process (GO): cell-matrix adhesion
Molecular function (GO): calcium ion binding; protein binding
Source: RefSeq, a predicted model, not a curated record